UGUCUUGGAAUCCAGCAAAAGCUUUCUCUAGAUAAAGCAAAAGCAAACACCCCCUCUCUCCUCUCGCCCGCACCUUGCUUUCUUAAAAAAAAUUCCUCCCUUCCAGCAGCCACAACAUCAAAAAGAACCACCGAAAGAGACCAGCUCUCCUCUCCUCGCUCUCCUCUCCUCUCUACCAACCAAACCCUACCUCUCGCCUGAGAUCGAGAUCGAGAUCGAGAUCGUGAUCGAGAUGAGAGCAUGAUGGCCAUACCACCAUCGCCGACCGUCCGGAAGCUGGUGGUGGAGGUGGAGGACGCCCGGGGCCUCCUCCCGAAGGACGGGCAGGGCACUUCCAGCCCCUACGUGGUGGUGGACUUCGACGGGCAGCGGAAGCGCACCCGGACAGUUCCCCGCGACCUCAAUCCCCAGUGGCACGAGCGCCUCGAGUUCGUCGUCGUCGACCCCGCCACCAUGGAGGCCGAGGAGCUCGACGUCGAGGUCUACAACGACAAGCGCCUGGGCAACGCCGCAGCCGGCGGCCGCAAGAACCACUUCCUCGGUCGGGUCCGCAUCUACGGUACCCAGUUCUGCCGCCAGGGCGAGGAGGGCCUCAUCUACUUCCCCCUGGAGAAGCGGAACCUCCUCAGCUGGAUCCGCGGCGAGAUCGGCCUCAAGAUCUACUACUACGACGAGCACCUCGAGGAGAAACAGCCCGAGGAGCAGCCGUCGGCGGACACCGAGCAGAAAACCCGGGACCCGCCACCCCCAGGGGAGGAGCCCCGAGACCUUCCGGAGGUCCCCGCGCCGACAGAGACCGCCGUGGAGACGCAGUCGCCCCCGCCGCCGCCGGUCUCCGUCGUGGUGGUGGAGGAAGACCCGCCGCCUCCGCCGGCUGCUACCGUGGCACACGUGCAGGUGGGGCUGGUGUCCCCGCCGGCGACGGAAGAGACGAUGGAGGUGUACCCGCCGGAGGUGAGGAAGGUGCAGACCUCGCCGUGCGUCCCGAUGGGGGGGAUGCCAAGGCGAUCCAAUUCCAGCGGCGGGGAUUGCGCGGCCGCCCCGAGGGUCAUCUCCGGCCGGUUCGUCUCAUCCUGCGACCCGGUCGACCGGUCCCAGUCGUCGUACGACCUGGUGGAGCCGAUGCAGUACCUGUUCGUCCGGGUCGUGAAGGCGCGGGGCCUCCGCGAGUGCGCGUGCGAGAGCCCCUAUGUGAAAGUCCGCACCGGGUCGCACGCGAUGCGGUCCAAGCCGGCGCGGGACGGGUCCGGGAACCCGGAGUGGAACCAGGUCUUCGCUUUGAGCCAGGCCAAGCCUGAUUCGACGCUGGAGAUCUCGGUCUGGGACGGGGGGCCCCACGAGGGCUUCCUGGGCGGCGUGUGCUUCGACCUCUCGGACGUGCCGGUCCGGGACCAGCCGGACGGGCCGCUCGCCCCGCAGUGGUACCGGCUUGAGGGCGGCGACGACCGGGGCGGCGUCACCGGGGACAUCAUGGUCGCGGUGUGGAUGGGGACCCAAGCCGAUGACGCGUUCCCCGAGUCGUGCAACUCGGACGCGCCCUACGUGAGCUACACCCGGUCGAAGGUGUACCAGUCCCCCAAGCUCUGGUACCUGCGGGUCUCCGUCAUCGAGGCCCAGGACCUGCGGAUCGCCGCGCCGCCCCCCGGCACGCCCUUCGACAUACGCGUCAAAAUCCAGCUAGGCUUCCAGUCGGCGAGGAGCAGGAGAUCGACGGUCAACAGCAGCUCGUCGGUGUUCUCCUGGCCGGAAGACCUGAUGUUCGUGGUGUCGGAGCCGCUCGACGACGAGAUGAUCAUACUCGUGGAGGACCGUUCGAUCAAGGAGGUGGCCCUCCUGGGCCAUGUGAUAGUGCCGGUGGGUUCGGUGGAACAGCGAUUGGACGAGCGGCAGCUGGUAGCGUCCAAGUGGUACAAUCUGGAGGGCGGGCCCAGCGGCUACUGCGGGCGGGUCCACCUGAGGCUCUGCUUGGAGGGAGGGUAUCACGUCCUCGACGAGGCCGCGCACGUGUGCAGCGACUUCCGGCCGACGGCCAAGCAGCUGUGGAAGCCCCCGGUAGGGGUGCUGGAGCUUGGGAUCCUCGGGGCACGUGGCUUGCUCCCGAUGAAGACCAAGGGCGGGGCCAAGGGGUCCACCGACGCCUACUGCGUCGCCAAGUACGGAAAGAAGUGGGUUCGGACCCGGACCAUCACGGACAGCUUCGACCCGCGGUGGAACGAGCAGUACACGUGGCAGGUGUACGACCCCUGCACGGUGCUGACCAUAGGGGUGUUCGACAACUGGCGGAUGUUCGCCGACCUGGUCGGCGACCGGCCGGACUACCGGAUCGGAAAAGUCCGGAUCCGGGUGUCGACGCUGGAGAGCAACAGGGUAUACACGAAUUCGUACCCGCUCCUGGUGCUGCUGAGAUCGGGCGUGAAGAGGAUGGGGGAGGUGCAGGUGGCCGUCCGAUUCGCGUGCCCGGCGCUGCUGCCGGACACGUGCGCGAUGUACACGCAGCCGAUGCUGCCGCGCAUGCAUUACCUCCGUCCGAUCGGGGUGGUGCAGCAGGAGGUGCUGCGGGUGGCGGCGAUCAAGAUGGUGGCGGGGUGGAUGGCUCGGUCGGAGCCGCCGCUGGGGCCGGAGGUGGUGCGCUACAUGCUGGACGCGGAUGCCCACACGUGGAGCGUGCGGCGGAGCAAGGCCAACUGGUUCCGGAUCAUGGGGGUGAUCGCGUGGGCGGUGGGGCUGGCGCGGUGGGUCGACGACGUCCGGCGGUGGCGCAACCCGGUGACCACGGUGCUGGUGCACGUGCUGUACCUGGUGCUGGUUUGGUACCCGGAGCUGGUAGUGCCCACGGCGUCGCUCUACGUGUUCCUCGUCGGGGCGUGGUACUACCGGUUCCGGCCGCGGACGCCGGCGGGGAUGGACAUGAGGUUGUCGCAGGCCGACACCGUCGACGCGGAUGAGCUGGACGAGGAGUUCGACACGGUGCCGAGCGCGAAGCCGGCGGAGGUGGUGCGGGUGAGGUACGACAGGCUGAGGACUCUGGCGGCGAGGGUGCAGAGGGUGAUGGGGGACUUCGCGGCGCAGGGGGAGCGGGUACAGGCCUUGGUAAGCUGGAGGGACCCGAGGGCUACGAGGCUGUUCAUCGGGGUGUGCCUGGUGGUGUCGCUGGUGCUGUACGUGGUGCCGCCCAAGAUGGUGGCGGUGGCGCUUGGCUUCUACUUCCUCCGCCACCCAAUGUUCAGGGACCCCAUGCCGCCGGCCAGCCUCAACUUUUUCCGGCGGCUUCCAAGCUUGUCGGAUCGGUUGCUGUAGGUUCCAGUUCGCAGCAGGGGAAGUGGGGGAGGAUUGUGAUCGAGUUCCGUACUGUGGGAUGGUAAUAAACUGAAGAGUUGUCAACCUAGGAAGGAACGGUAUGGUUCGGUUGGGCAAAUUGAUUUUUUUUUUUUUAAAUAAAAAUGAGGAAGAGCAUGGUAAUUGGAGUGUUUUUUGGGGUGAAUUUUCUAAGGCUUCCUUUGUGUAUUGAAAAGAUGAUUUGAUGAAUGAUAUCGAAAGUAUUUCUCUAAA
This is a messenger RNA of Phoenix dactylifera (date palm), 3549 nucleotides long. RefSeq names its product C2 calcium/lipid-binding plant phosphoribosyltransferase family protein (gene QKY). The record is from RefSeq and is a predicted model, not a curated record. Lineage: Eukaryota; Viridiplantae; Streptophyta; Magnoliopsida; Arecales; Arecaceae.